Molecule: messenger RNA, 264 nt
Organism: Gaeumannomyces tritici R3-111a-1
Lineage: Eukaryota; Fungi; Ascomycota; Sordariomycetes; Magnaporthales; Magnaporthaceae
Exons: 1
Coding region: 31-264 (77 amino acids)
Source: RefSeq, a predicted model, not a curated record
CAUGGUGUUGGCGGUUCUCACAGGAAAGCAAUGACGGAAGUGGAUCCCACGUCGGUACCUCUCGAUGCCAGCCAUGCCGUAAUGCUGCUCACCGGCCAGCUGACCAACAAACGGCACUCGGCGCAUCCACCGUACGAUGCGAGCAUGAAGCGUCUCAUUAGCAAGGAGAUGUGCUACCAUGCGAGGCUCGUCCGCGAUGGCGGCCGUCCCGCGAUUCCAAUGGAGUUUAUGGAGCUGGUAUUGCUAUUAUUCGGUACCGGUUAA